AUGCAGCAAUACGGCCAGUUGCAGACAUCGAUGCAGCAAUACGGCCAGUUGCAGACAUCGAUGCAGCAAUACGGCCAGUUGCAGACAUCGAUGCAGCAAUACGGCCAGUUGCAGACAUCGAUGCAGCAAUACGGCCAGUUGCAGACAUCGAUGCAGCAAUACGGCCAGUUGCAGACAUCGAUGCAGCAAUACGGCCAGUUGCAGACAUCGAUGCAGCAAUACGGCCAGUUGCAGACAUCGAUGCAGCAAUACGGCCAGUUGCAGACAUCGAUGCAGCAAUACGGCCAGUUGCAGACAUCGAUGCAGCAAUACGGCCAGUUGCAGACAUCGAUGCAGCAAUACGGCCAGUUGCAGACAUCGAUGCAGCAAUACGGCCAGUUGCAGACAUCGAUGCAGCAAUACGGCCAGUUGCAGACAUCGAUGCAGCAAUACGGCCAGUUGCAGACAUCAAUGCAGCAAUACGGCCAGUUGCAGACAUCGAUGCAGCAAUACGGCCAGUUGCAGACAUCGAUGCAGCAGUGUGACAAGCCGCGCCUUUUCGUGCAGCUUCCCCACCCAGACAUGAGUUUACUUCAUGGACAGCAAGCACCGAGCCAGGAAGAGAUAGUGUAUCUAUUUGUAUUUCCUUGUUGCUGA
This is a messenger RNA of Peronospora farinosa, 636 nucleotides long. NCBI's taxonomy places the organism in Eukaryota, Oomycota, Peronosporomycetes, Peronosporales, Peronosporaceae. The record is from the annotation of a GenBank genome assembly.